This is a messenger RNA of Diabrotica balteata, 1935 nucleotides long. The record is from the annotation of a GenBank genome assembly. NCBI's taxonomy places the organism in Eukaryota, Metazoa, Arthropoda, Insecta, Coleoptera, Chrysomelidae.
AUGGAGACUACUAGUGUAUUUUCGGAGGCUUUUAAAAAUAUCAUCGGUGAUGUUAUCACCACAGUACAGUUAGAAGGAAACGAGAAGGAAAUUAAAAGAGAUUCAUCUCCAGCUGAUGAAUGGUCUUCGUCAAACGACAAAAAGUCCUGUUCUUAUUGCCGCGUUGAAUUUCCCGACAGUCAGGUUCAAAGAGAACAUUACAAACUAGACUGGCAUAGGUACAAUUUGAAACAGUCCCUGUUUUCCAGACCACCAAUCACGGAAGACGAUUUUAGUGUCAAAACUGGAAAUGAUGAUUUAUCCAGUAUAUCAGGAUCAGACUCUGAAAAAGAAGACACACUCGACACAUAUGCCACUGCCCAAGGAAAAAUAUUCUUGAAAAACAAAAGCAACCAAGUUAUUUCAUUGUACAAAUGCUUAAUGUUAGACAGGAAGGAAGAAAUCUCAGAAAAUGUCAUCUUAAACCGUUUGAGAAACUGUGUAACCAACCAACAAUGGACCAUACUCAUGCUUGGCGGAGGACACUUUGCUGGGGCUGUCUUCAAAGGAACCGAACCCAUUUUACACAAGACGUUCCAUUGUUACACCGUCAGAGCCGGCCAGGGUGGUUCACAGGGUGCCAGGGAUAACAAGUCGGGUGGAUCUCAACCUAAGAGCGCUGGCGCAUCUUUGAGAAGAUAUAACGAACAAGCUUUAGUGCAGCAUGUUAAGUCUAUCGUGGAAACGUGGAAAACAGAAAUAGAAAACAGCUCUUUAAUUAUGUAUCGUGCCGCCGGACCCUACAACAGAGGUGUUUUAUUUGGGGGAAGUACACCUUUGCUAGAUAGAGCCAAUCCUAAAUUAAGAACCAUUCCCUUUUCGACCAGAAGAGCUACUUUCACGGAACUAAAAAGGGUACAUCAGUUAUUAACAACAGUAAAUGUUUACGAUUCUCUGGAAACAGCAACUAAAAAUUUUUCCAAACAAAUAUCUCCCGAUGUUGAUGCUAAAAGAAACAAAGUACGCACUUCCUGUAUCAAUAGAGCCAAGUCUAGAGAGACCGUAGAAAGACCUCUACCCACUGAGCACCUUUCUAGCGACAGUGAAUCCGAAACCGACCAAAUUUAUAUAUCUACUAAUGAUCAGGAAAUAUCUUUCCAUAGUUUGAAAGAAUUUGAGGAUUCUCUAACACCCGAACAAAGAAAAAAAAUUGCAAAGAAGAAAAAACCGAAGAAAAGUAAAAGUAAGAAGUUAAAAGAGCUGGAAGACAGUAAAAAGAAGGAGCUGAUUAGUGUUAUAUCCAAUGGACAAAUAGAAAAAUUAAAGAUCUUGUUAGAUAAUUAUUUACAAAUAUCAGAAGAACCUGAAGUUGAAAAAAAUAGUCAAGAUUUUAUCAACAAGGUAGUGGACGAAAGUCAAAAUACUUUAUUACAUGUGGCUGCUCAAAAGGAACAAAUAGAUAUGGUGAAAUUCUUGUUAGAUAAUGACGCAAAUCCUUGUUUGAAAAACAAGUCUCAACUUACGGCUUAUACUUGUACUCAGAGCAAAGAAGUAAGGGAAUGUUUGAGGCAAUUUUCAAGAGACAACCCUGAUAAAUACAACUACAAUAAAGCACAGAUUCCUGUUAACGCCCUAACGAAUGAGGAAAUGGCAGAUAAGAAAAAGGCCAUGCGUAAAGUAAAGAGGGAGAAAGAAAAAGAAAAGAAAAAGGAGAACGAGAUCAAAAGAAAGGAAGAAGAACAAAAGGAGAGGUUUUUGAAAUUGAGUGACAGGGAAAAGAGGGCGCUAGCGGCCGAAAGGCGGAUACUCAACCAACAGGGCGUGGUUACCAAACGAUGCUUUUUAUGCGGCGCAGAUAUAGCCGGAAAAGUACCAUUUGAAUACUUACAGAAUCUAUUCUGUUCCAUAGACUGUCUUAAAGCACAUAGACUGCAACAUCCAAUAGUUUUAUCGUAG